Alternaria ethzedia is the source of this 2199-nucleotide messenger RNA. RefSeq lists its product as uncharacterized. Gene Ontology annotation, molecular function: ATP-dependent DNA damage sensor activity; ATP binding; mismatched DNA binding. The transcript has 3 exons. Gene Ontology annotation, biological process: mismatch repair. The record is from RefSeq and is a predicted model, not a curated record. Bases 1 to 2199 code for a protein of 732 amino acids. Gene Ontology annotation, cellular component: MutLalpha complex. NCBI's taxonomy places the organism in Eukaryota, Fungi, Ascomycota, Dothideomycetes, Pleosporales, Pleosporaceae.
AUGGCAGAUGACAUGGAUAUUUCGACGUCAUCGCCACGUGGAACGAAAAGAAAAGGCGAUGACAGUCUACCACUUCCCGCGCCGCGCCGAAUCAAGGCACUAUCGCAAGAUGUCGUCAACAAAAUCGCGGCCGGAGAAAUCAUUGUCGCGCCAGUGCACGCGUUGAAAGAGCUGAUUGAGAAUGCUGUUGAUGCAGGGUCGACUGCAUUGGAGGUCCUAGUUAAAGACGGCGGCCUCAAGUUGCUCCAGAUCACCGACAAUGGUCACGGCAUCGAUAAAGAAGACCUGCCAAUCUUAUGUGAACGUUUUACUACUUCCAAACUCAAGGCAUUCGAGGACCUGACUUCUAUUGGGACGUACGGCUUUCGUGGCGAGGCGCUGGCGAGUAUCAGUCACAUUGCUCAUCUCAAAGUUACUACGAGGACAAAGGAGUCGAGCUGCGCGUGGGAAGCGCAUUUUGCGGAUGGUAAACUUUCAAGUGCGAAGCCUGGCCAGAGUGCCGAACCAAAGCCUAAGGCUGGCCGACAGGGCACGAUCAUUACAGUUGAGGAUCUCUUCUACAAUGUUCCUUCUCGGCGGCGAGCUUUCCGUUCCGCUAGCGAAGAGUACGCGAAGAUUCUCGAGCUCAUCGGACGUUAUGCUGUCCACUGCGCAGGCGUUGCCUUUUCCUGCAAGAAGGCAGGCGAAAACAAUAGCAUAACCGUACCUGCUUCUGCUACCGUCAAGGACCGGAUUCGAACGAUCCAUGGCAAUUCUGCUGCAAGCGAUUUGGUAGCCCUGAACGUCAAAGACGACCGCUGGGGCUUCAAGUGCGACGGUUGGGUCAGUAACGCAAAUUAUACUGCGAAAAGAACAGUAAUGCUGCUCUUCAUCAACCACCGAGCGGUAGAGUCGCCCGCGAUCAAGAAGAGUGUUGAGCAGACUUACGCCACGUUUCUACCGAAAGGAGCUCAUCCGUUCUUCUAUCUAAGUCUCGAAAUCGAGCCACAGCGAGUGGAUGUAAACGUGCAUCCUACAAAACGCGAGGUUCACUUCCUCAAUGAAGAUGAGAUCAUAGCCGUCAUCUGCGACUCGAUCCGCGAAAACUUGAGUAAGGUCGAUACGAGCAGGACUUUCAUGACCCAGUCCUUGCUUUCAAACCCCAAAGUUCCUUUUGCAACGCCCAUGAAGCAGAUCAUACCUUCGACCCCUGCCACAGGCGAUGCAUCAGACCGUAGCGGCCGAAGAGCGCCGCAUACAGCGUCCAAAAAGCGAGACGAAACCAACCUUGUCCGUACGGAUUCUUCAGCACGCAAGAUUACGUCAAUGUUGCAGCCGCAAAAGUCCGUCGAAGAGAUUGCAAACGACGAAGAAGAGAUGGAAUAUGAGUUCGCAGAAAAGGAACCAAUGGCGUGUCGUCUCACAUCCGUCAAAGAUCUUCGUGCGGAGGUUCGAGAUGCAAUGCAUAACGAGCUUACCGACAUCAUUUCAACGCAUACGUUUGUUGGUAUUGUCGACGAGCAGAAGCGAAUAGCGGCUAUACAAGGCGGUGUAAAGCUAUUCCUUGUCGAUUACGGUAUGCUCUGCAACGAGUACUUCUACCAGGUCGGUCUGACCGACUUUGCCAACUACGGCAAGAUACGCUUUAACCCACCCUUGCCGCUACGUGACUUACUCAAGGUUGCUGCAGAACAGGAAAAGAAGAAUGCAGGCGAUGCGGCAGACGAAAUAGACUGGGAUGAGGUUGUUGAAGUAGUGAAAGAGCAGUUGAUCAGCAAGGCAGCGCUGCUGAGCGAAUACUUCUCUAUGGAGAUUACACCAGAAGGCGAACUCUGCUCUAUCCCGCUGCUGAUGAAAGACUACACGCCCUCUAUGGCCAAACUCCCUCAAUUCCUACUGCGUCUUGGACCGCACGUUAAUUGGAAUGAGGAGAAAGGAUGCUUCCAGACGUUGCUGCGCGAGAUUGCUUCUUUCUAUGUACCUGAAAGUCUGCCUCUGUCGCCCUCGGCACAAGCAGGUGACGAUGGUAAAGGCAAGGCUAAGGUCCUUGAGGAAGAUCCCGAAAUUGCAGCAAGGCGGAAGAAACUCCUGCGAGCGAUCGAGUUUACCAUCUUCCCUGCUUGCAAGGCUAGGCUCGUGGGCACAAAGGGAUUACUGCAAGGUGGAGUGAUGGAGGUCGCGAAUCUGAAAGGUCUAUACCGAGUAUUCGAGCGAUGCUGA